Amborella trichopoda is the source of this 2382-nucleotide messenger RNA. RefSeq names its product BTB/POZ domain-containing protein At2g46260. Gene Ontology annotation, cellular component: nucleus. The record is from RefSeq and is a predicted model, not a curated record. NCBI's taxonomy places the organism in Eukaryota, Viridiplantae, Streptophyta, Magnoliopsida, Amborellales, Amborellaceae. Gene Ontology annotation, biological process: response to red light. Gene Ontology annotation, molecular function: protein binding.
CGUUUUUCAGAGUCAUUCAUCUCGAUGUCGAGACGAUCAAUUAGGGGGUUUCACCUUUUCCUUUGAGGCGCAUCCGUAGUUCUACAUUUUUAACGUUGCAAUCUUAUAUAAACUUUUUCCCUCUAUAAUUGUUUCGUCUACGGUAAGCAGUCCUAAUGUUUUCCUCUCGAAGUCUUAGGAAUGCUGAACACUACUUGUACCCUAACCAGUCAUACGGUUCCUCCGCUCGGGAAUGCUGAACUCUAGAAGAAGCUUAUGGUUUCUCUCUGCUCAAAAACCCUUGAAAAUUUCUCUAAAUACGAAAGCAAACAUUGUCGAUCGACUCAUAAACGCUAUUGAAAUGCUAGGGCAAGAGUUGUGGUUCAUCGGUUAAUAAAAUUUGAACAACAAAGUGUCUUCUCGUUUUUUUCCUUUAUUUCAGGGCAGUGAGCAAUGGUGGAGUCCUCAGAUUCUGGUGCUGGAUCUAAUAUUGAAUCUUCUGAUUUUAACUUUGCAUUCAACAAUGUGAAUUUCUCUGAUAGGAUUUUGACGAUAGAAGUCAUGGCGGAGCCCUUGACAGAAAAAUCAGGGGAUGAAUAUUGUAAGCGCAGCGGCAAUGGGAACAUGAAAGGGGCGCAAGAGAUUGAUCAGGAGAACAAAGGGUUAGGCCUUUUCUUCAACAGUCGCUUCUCAAUUGUUGCACUUGGUGGUUGUCUACUGCAUUACUUGUGUCGAGGUGAGGUAGCAAAUGAUGAUGAUGAGGUAGCUGAUGAUGAUGUUCCAACUUGGAGCAAAGAUUCUUCCACUGUUCUGAGGGUUAAGAUGUUAUACAUCAAUUCCGCAAUAUUGGCUCUGAAAAGCCCUUUCUUUCACAAGCUUUUGUCAAAUGGCAUGCGUGAAUCAGUUCAGAGAGAUGUCAAGCUAUGGAUCAGUGCUUCAGAGGAGGAUGCUUUCAUGGAGCUAUUGAAGUUUAUGUACUGUGGGAUGCUGUCAACAAGUACUACUCCAAGGUUGUUGUGGGAUUUGUUGGUGGUUGCUGACAAAUUCGAGGUUGCUUCCUGUGUGUGUCACUGUUGCGCGUUGCUGGGUAGUCUUCCCAUGAAUCGAGAUUGUGCCUUACAAUAUCUUGAGCAUCCUUAUACAAUGAUAGAUGGAAUAGAACCUCUUCUUGUUGCUGCAAAGCAGUAUCUUGCCAAAAAAUACCAGGAUUUAUUUGAGUCUCAUGACGAGCUGAUGGCCUUGCCUCUGUCUGGCAUCAAGGCAGUGCUCUCAAGCGACGAGCUGCACGUGGGAUUGGAGGAUGCCGUAUUUGAUUUUGCCCUCGAGUGGGCACAUGCUAAUUACCCCAAUCUCGAGGAGCGACGUGAGAUAUUGGGUUCACAUAUUUUCCCUGUCAGACGCUUUUCCCGCAUGUCAACCCACAAGCUCAAGGUGGCCUUUGAAUGUGAAGAUAUGGACCCUAGCCUCACAUUGAAGUGGGUGGCAAGGGCCUUUAUUGUCAAGGCAGAGGAGGCUGAACACCAGCAUUGUGGGACUGAGUGUGCAUACAAGCGCCCUCCAUUAAAGGUAAUACAGUUGGCAGCAAACCAUGCCAAGUGCCUGGUGUUCUUGGACCUUCGGCGAGAGGACUGUGCUACCCUCUUUCCAACAGGAUACAUGAAAUCGCAGUUGUUCUACCUUAAUGGCUAUGCCUUCUUCCUCCGUGUUCAAUGCAUAAAAAAUAAGGCAAGCUCCCCCCAUUCCUUUGGUCUUUUCCUUGGGAUGGAGGAUGUGUCGGACAGUGUUGUCACCCAGUACAUGUUUGCAUCUAGAUCGGAGCGAAAUAAGGAAUUUAGAACCAUUCAGAUGAUGGAGUAUACGUUUGACAAAGGGAACACGCGUGGGUAUGGAUUGGCCAACCUCUUCAACACUCCAUGGACCUCAUUCAUCGCUGAUGACAGCCCCCACUUCUUGAAUGGUUUGCUUCACUUGCGUGCUGAGGUAAUCAUCAAGACACAUUGAUCUCACUUUUUGAAUAUCGUCCAUAGAUUUAACCCGUCAUGUCACAAUGACAUGUUCUCACAUGCUUCAUAGACUGCAGUACUCUAGGGCUUUCAGUUGUUUUUCUUUUUUGUAAAUUGAAAUGGGCAUCACCCCUCACAAGACGGUUCAUACAUGAAGCACCCAGCUAUGAGACAUUGUGCUCCAAGAAGAUAGCCAGAUUUGAAAAUUUUAAAGCAUUGAACUUCAAACUUAACCAAUGCAUUACGUUGACCUUAUGUAUAAUUGUGCAAGGAGGGGAGAAUAUUAUUGUGCUCCGUUGACUCACAUAAACGGAGACCAUCAUACAAUACUCUAAGAUUUGCUGCCAUUUAAGUUUCAACUAUGUUGUAUGAAUUGCCAUGUUGGGCAAGGUUUGUCAAA